AUGAAGAUCUCCUUGGCCAUGCUCAUCCUGCUGCUGGCAGCUGCCUGGACUGGAAGCCAGGGGAUGUCCUUACGCAGCAACAAAGCCGAAUGCUGCUCCGAGAAAAAGUUCUUCCAUCGGAAAAUCCCUGAGUUCAAGAUCCAGGGCUACCUGGAAACGCCUUCCACCUGCACCUACAGGGCUGUUCUUGUGAAGCUGCAGAAGGGGCUGGUCUGUGUGGACCCAGAGAAGAAAUGGUUCCAGGAGUACCUGAGGAAGCAGAAGAAGUCAAACAGCACCUCCACGUGA
Messenger RNA from Vidua chalybeata, 288 nucleotides. RefSeq names its product C-C motif chemokine 7-like. Gene Ontology annotation, molecular function: CCR chemokine receptor binding; chemokine activity. Bases 1 to 288 code for a protein of 95 amino acids. Gene Ontology annotation, cellular component: extracellular region. Gene Ontology annotation, biological process: positive regulation of ERK1 and ERK2 cascade; positive regulation of GTPase activity; neutrophil chemotaxis. The record is from RefSeq and is a predicted model, not a curated record. NCBI's taxonomy places the organism in Eukaryota, Metazoa, Chordata, Aves, Passeriformes, Viduidae. The transcript has 3 exons.